GAACAAACAUAGUAAUAAAGACAAUCAGUAGCAAGAAGAGAACAGAAGCCUUCGGGGGCAAAAUAGGAUCGUCGACAGUAGCAGGCAGCCAUGGAAGAAAAUGGGAGGAACGGCGAGAAGAACCACCAAAGCACCCACUAUGAUUUCAUAAAUCCAGUUUCAUGAUCUGUACAAACUUCUCAUAACCCAGCAAAUGUACUAUUUGCGUAAGAUUUUUUUUAGUUCUCCUUGCUUUUUUCUACUGAUAUAACUGUGCUUGUGCAGAAAAUGUCGACACUCGGGCUAGAAGGCCCGUUCAAAUUUCGGCGAAAACGACAUCUCAGAAAGGCAAUAUCCCAUUCUGACCAGACCUUCCUUUCGUGUAGCCAGUAACCAAAAAUUCAAUAUCAGGAUUUUACAUUACAGCCUGCAUGUGGUCUCAAAAAAACCUUGUAGGUUAGAGCUGGCAAAAGGUCAUGGAAUCUAUGCGUGAACCACAUGCACUGAAAAACAACCAAAUGCUCUGCUUGCCGUGGCUUUUGGUUUGUCCCCUCCCCUUAUCCCCCCAGCAGAAUCAUCGGUCCUGCCAAAUAGCACUGAAGCAAAAGAUUUCAUACUGUUGCUUGUUUUUGGAGUGGUGCCAAUGGACAAGAGUAUUGAUAGAGAGCACUAAUCAUGAAUGUGAGCUCACAAAAAGAGUGAGAAAGGCACAGCAUUAUUAGUAUAAUGGGAGACUACUAAUCCUGAUUAUGUGAGCAAAAAGAAUGAGAUAGGCACACAAUAGUAUUAUAUGAGUACUAAUCCUGAUUUGGGGCUAAUAACAAAAGAGUGGGAAAGGCACAGCACAAAGCAACUCCAGCUCACAGCACAGCAUCUGCCCCAGAAAGAACAAAGCUCAACUGGUGCCACCAUGAACUUAACCAGUGGAGUAUAUCUACUCUGCAGCCUCCAGGAAUUAUAAGAGGAGCCUCCCGCACACGCUGCACAUCGGAGUUUCUCUGUUGGUCACCAGUCCCAUCCCAAGAUGAGGAAAGGCGCUCUCGCUCUCUACCUCCUUCUCCUCCUCACCUUUGCUUCCCAUGGCGUAUGGUGUGCAGCAGCUGCGAGGAGCGCCAUGACUGAGGAGGAGGUUGCAGCACAUGAUGAUCUGAGGCCUCAUCACCGUGGAACACAAGGCAAGAGUCUCCUGGAGAUGCAGAGUCCCAGGAAGGUUGGGCGGGCGACAGGUGGUGCCGGAGCAAGCGGCGGCGGCGGCAGGAACACUGGUGCCGGAGCGACAGACACGAGGCCACACAACAGCAAGAACGUUGCCACGGCGCUGCCAGCUCCAGCGACUUCCGUCCUGGUGCUGGUUUUCACCACCACCACCAUUCUUCUCUCGACGCUCAGCUUCUGAAGUUCUAGCACCAAUAUUUGUCCAGUGUUUCAGUUUCAGAAAUUGUUUGCCUGAUGAUGUUUGCUGGCUACUACUCCCUCCGUCUCAAAAUAAAUGUCUCAACUUUGUACUAAAUUUAGUAUAAAGUUGUAUUAAACUUGUGACACUUAUUCUGGGACGUUGGGAGUAUUAUUUAUCC
Molecule: messenger RNA, 1553 nt
Organism: Triticum dicoccoides
Lineage: Eukaryota; Viridiplantae; Streptophyta; Magnoliopsida; Poales; Poaceae
Exons: 2
Coding region: 1004-1375 (123 amino acids)
Source: RefSeq, a predicted model, not a curated record